Messenger RNA from Sporothrix schenckii 1099-18, 1761 nucleotides. RefSeq names its product MFS gliotoxin efflux transporter GliA. The coding region runs from base 1 to 1761 and encodes 586 amino acids. The record is from RefSeq and is a predicted model, not a curated record. Gene Ontology annotation, biological process: transmembrane transport. NCBI's taxonomy places the organism in Eukaryota, Fungi, Ascomycota, Sordariomycetes, Ophiostomatales, Ophiostomataceae. Gene Ontology annotation, molecular function: transmembrane transporter activity. The transcript has a single exon.
AUGAGCGGCGACAACACCCGCGUGCCGACGCCGGCCGCCAACCUCACGGACCACGAGAACAAUGUCACCAGGGGCGGCGAGACGACCGACUACGAUGAGAAGAAGGACGCGGCCGGUGGCGACUCCACGAGUCUCGACCUCGAGAAGACGGACGCAGCAGCCCAGGCCGCUGGCACCAAGGACGGCGCCAAGGACAAGGACGGCGUGCCCGUCGACGUCAACGGUGAUGCCUACCCGUCAGGCAUCAAGCUCGUGUUUAUCGUCGUGGCGCUGAUGCUGACGACGCUGCUGAUUGCCAUGGACAUGACGAUUGUGGCGACGGAGAUCCCCAAGAUCACCGACGAGUUCCACGGGCUCGACAAGGUCUCGUGGUACGGCGCGGCCUACUUUAUGUGCGUGGGCGGCUCGCAGUCCACGUGGGGCAAGAUGUUCAAGUACUUUCCGCUCAAGACGACCUACCUCGUGGCCCUGGUCCUGUUCGAGGCCGCCAGCGCGCUGUGCGGCGCGUCGCCCAACGCCACGGCCCUGAUUGUCGGCCGCGCCAUUACCGGCUUCAGCGCCUCCGGCCUCAUGUCCGGCGCCUACAUCAUCAUUGGCUUUUCGGCGCCGCCGGCCACGCGUCCGCUGCUGACGAGCUUCGUGGGCGCCGCGUACGGCAUCUCGUCCGUGAUUGCGCCGCUGAUCGGCGGCGCCUUUGCCGACCACGUCAGCUGGCGCUGGGCCUUCUACAUCAACCUGCCCAUCGGUGCCGUGUCCGGCCUGCUGUUCCUCGUCUUCUUCGCCACGCCGGCGGCCUCGCGCCCGACGAAGGCGACGCUGCCCGAAAAGAUCUGGAACACGGACCCGGUCGGCGCCGCGCUGCUCAUGGGCGCCAUCAUCUGCUUUAUUCUCGGCCUCCAGUGGGGCGGCCAGACCAAGGCGUGGAGCAGCGGCAGCGUGAUUGGCGUGCUCGUGGCGUUUGGCGUGAUCCUGCUCGUCUUUGCCGCCUGGCAGGUCUUCCAGGGCGAGCGCGCCAUGAUCACGCCGCGGCUGCUGCGCCAGCGGUCCGUGUGGGUGUCGUCGCUCUUCACGUUCCACUUUGCCGGCGCCUACUUUUUGAUUGUGUACUUUCUGCCCGUCUACUUCCAGAGCAUCGACGGCGUCAGCCCGACGGGCUCGGGCGUGCGCAACCUGCCCAUCAUCAUUGCCAUCACCAUCGCCACCGUCUCGUCGGGCAUUCUCAUGUCCAAGACGGGCCGCGUGGCCGCCAUGAUCGCCGCCGGCGCCGUGCCGGCGACCGUGGCCUCGGGCCUGCUGUACACCAUGACCAUUGGCACCGGCACCGGCAAGUGGAUCGGCUACCAGGUGCUCGCGGGCCUCGGCUACGGCUUCUCCUUCCAGCUGCCCAUCAUCUACGCGCAGAGCAUGACCACCGCCGACGACAUGGCCGCCACCACGGCCAUUGUGCUCUGCUUCCAGACCGUCGGCGGCGCCUUUUACGUCUCGUCCGCCCAGUCCGCCUUUGUCAACACCAUGGUCCGCCGGCUGGCCGUGCUGGCGCCCGACCUCAACCCGGCCGUCGUCAUCAACACGGGCAACACGCAGCUGCGCACCGUCUUUGCGGGCCCCCACCUCGACGGUGUGCUGGAGUCGUACGCGCUAGGCAUCCAACGGGCGUUCGCCCUGUCGAUUGUCGGCUCGGGCGUGGCGACGCUGUUCGGCCUGGCUGCCACCUGGAAGCGCGUCAACCAAAACCCGGAAGCCGUGGGCGGUGCUGCGUAG